CGGGUCAAAAUGUCUGGUCCGUACAUUAGCGGUCUGGGAGGACGAAAAAGAAGACACAGUGACUCCGAAUCCACGACCACUGAAGAUGAAGGAGAAAUAUGCAGUCAAAAACAUCAAGAAAAUUCCGAUUUUUUUCUUCUACCGGAUCAAGACGAAACCAACCGGACAUCGGACAAAAAACGCCGUGUCACACCCACGGAUGCCGAAUUGAUACCAAAAUACCGCCCGGAAGAUCAAAACAAUAAUGUGAUUGGAUGGUUGCAUAAAAUCGACCAGCUUGGUGAUAUCUAUGAAUGGAAUAACAAGGAUCGACAGUUUAUUAUGCAACUACGCCUGCGAGGGUCAGCGAGGGACUGGUAUGAAGAUUUGGAAGAUUAUAACCUCACUUGGGACCAGUGGAAAACCGCCCUGCAAACAGCGUUUCCUCGAUCUACAGAUUUCGUGGAUAAGCUUGAACAAAUGUUAGCAAGAUCAAAAGAAGAUAGUGAAUCAAUGACAAAAUAUUAUCAUGAAAAAUUGUCAUUGCUUAGGAAGUGCAAAAUUGGAGGAAGCGAUGCAAUUUCGUGCAUCAUUCGAGGAUUACCGGCAGAACUUCGAAACAACGCAAAGGCUUAUAAGUGUGAAACGCCAGAGCAACUCUAUUUUGGAUAUUUAUCGUCGCUCGAAAACUUCAAGAGAGUGGAUGCAGCUUCUACAUCGCGCAAGUCUACAUGGAAAAGAGGCAACGCAAAUUCGUCUACCGGAAGUACUGGAACAUCAACACAACUGGUGCCGAGGGUAUGCUUCGUGUGUCGACGCGUCGGGCACGAGGCGCGGGACUGCAGACUACCUCCGCGCUGCGAGACCUGCCGCCGUCCGGGACAUACGACGGCAGCGUGCUGGUAUGCUACGAGCUCUUCGCGUCCACAAACACAACAGAAUUCUAACAUCAACUUGGAGAAGAAUGACGGUCGUGGGACACGACCAACGCAGGAUGGCCGAGUGUUACCGANUACCUCUACCCUUU
Messenger RNA from Ostrinia furnacalis (Asian corn borer), 1006 nucleotides. RefSeq lists its product as uncharacterized. The transcript is spliced from 2 exons. The record is from RefSeq and is a predicted model, not a curated record. The annotation marks the transcript as partial. NCBI's taxonomy places the organism in Eukaryota, Metazoa, Arthropoda, Insecta, Lepidoptera, Crambidae. Gene Ontology annotation, molecular function: zinc ion binding; nucleic acid binding.